Vollenhovia emeryi is the source of this 8081-nucleotide messenger RNA. RefSeq names its product centriolin-like. The record is from RefSeq and is a predicted model, not a curated record. Lineage: Eukaryota; Metazoa; Arthropoda; Insecta; Hymenoptera; Formicidae. Bases 914 to 7624 code for a protein of 2236 amino acids. The transcript has 6 exons. Gene Ontology annotation, molecular function: protein binding.
AAAACACUGAUUCUUCUACUCGCGAUGCACUUAUUCUGAAAUGGGAAAAUGUAUCGAUGUAAUUCGAUACGAUAGGAACUUGGAUUUUUUGGUACUAUCGAUUUUUAAAGGAAACACGCUGAUUCUUCUCGUUUUUCUGAAGAAAUCAAAUUUAGACAUGUCUUUCUCAGCUGCAAUCAUCGGUUCUGAAUUUGUAUAUGUUUUUAAUGCAGUUUUCGGCUACGUCGUUUGCAGAUUUUAUACUCCUGAAAUCCACGAUAGUUUUCGUCCCCGGCCGCUGCAUAUGUAAAACUUGCAUGAGCACUGUCGCGGUGGUGCAUUAUUAAAUGUUCGAUAUUUCCGGCCGCGUAACGGGUGGCCGAUUGCAACCGAACCGUGUCGCUUCGUAGGACCGUUACGGGAAGGCAGAAAGAGAGAUUGGCGACCGCGCGCACCGUGUUUACGGGAGCCGCAUUAUUAUUCCAUUCGCUUUGGCCCGGUUCCACGUUCUAAGCGGCGUAUAUAAUUUCUGCGGCGGAGUCACGUGGCCGUGCGUCAGGGCAAACUAAUCAAUGGACAAGCAUCGACCACCGCGCCGACGAGGCUGGUGAUUCAGUUGUGCCACGGAGAUGCACUCGCUCGGUGGUGGCAACCCUCCCGUUUCGUUCUCACCUGCGCCAGGUACAAUCCGGUCUCUGGGACGUGCGAGAGACGGCGGUACAUCCGCUUACGAUAUCGCUCCGAUUUGUGCUCUCGCACCUUGGCAGAAUGCAAGAAUUGUUCUGGAGGAGCUCCUUGAAAAAGAAGAAGCCGCACUCCGCGAUGCGUCGACGUGAUACGUCGCAAUGAAAGUGAUGAUGUCGAUAGCGAAACUCGACGUGUAAUAUAGAUAAAGAAUAAUUGGAAGCAUUAUGAGGUAUAGUAAAGUGGCACGAUGCUAAGCCCGACCCCGCCGAUCGAUCGUCCCAGCCUGCGUCCUGGCACAGGAUACCUCAUCGCGCCACGGGUGCCCCACGGUCUCGCGACCGUGGUCGAAAGUCUCACGAGGGAGGUCCUGCGUCAUCGUCCCGAGGACAUAUACGUCUUCGCGGCCCGCCACUUCGAGAAGCUGCUGAAGCUGCGGGAGGAGUACCACACCGAGGAGUACAGCGAUCGCGCGUUCAAUCAUGAAUUCAGUCGCGAUUUCAACCUGUGGCCUACCAAGGAGACUCGAAAUGUCGGGAAACCUUCGAACGGCGGUUGGUCCUUGGAGAGGGAGAUCGAGAUCUUCGAGAAGCGUGAACAGGUGUCCGCUGACGCGGAGGAGAGUCAGGAGGACGUCUCCACCGAUAGAGAAAAUCGAAAAGCGUCGAAGCAGACACGCUCGAGAAGUCCCGCGACUACGAAGAAAACCUCGAAGAAAUCGAGGGACAACGAGACCACGUCAGACGCUCGCGCGACGAGAAUCAUCUCGCAAAUGACCGCUCUUCACGGCCCCGGCAAGCACAUCCAGACCAAGGAUAUCAAGCAGGAACUUCGAAGGAACAAGCUGAGUGGCGAGAAAUUGAAGGCGACAGAUAGCGUGGAGAGAGGGAUUCGGGGCGACAGGCGAUCUAAAACGAGGGUGGCCAGGAAGGACAAAGAUGCUGGAGAGGAGGUCGAGCGUGUUACAACGACGAGCACGAGUAGAACCUCCGCACGGAGACCGUUGAAGAAGGUGCGCCGAAUUGAGACAGAGUCCGAGACCGAGACGGAACGAGAAGUCGGGAACAAGACGGGACUUGAAAACGGACAUACGAGAUCGACCGUUAAAAAUGACGGUGCGAGCCGCGAAACGAUGGCUCGGACCGGGAGCAAGGAAAGAAGAUUGGAGGCACGACUCUCCGAACAUUCCUCCGAGAGGAAAGUAUCGUCGAGAGCACUUAGCAUGGAUCGCAUCAGGGCGUAUGUGUUGCGCAAAUUCGCGAGCACCGCGAGUCUGGAGGUUCUACGAUCACCCACGUACGUGGAGCAGGUGCAGGAGGUGAUCGAUCGUGCGGCGCCGAUCAUCAAGGAGAAGCUGGAGGAGAUCGGACAACCGCGGGGAAAGCGUUCGAGGUCGGUCGACCUCAACUGGAACAGGGAGUCGUUUCAUCGGCACGUUCGAGAAGAAAAGAGACAUGACAGUCGAGAUGAAGAAGAAAGCGGAGGAGGAAAGAGUGGUGACGGGCUGGAGCAGAAAGCCGAUAUCGUGAGGAAAGAGGAGACCGGAGGUUCUUCCGGGAGGGAUGAAACGACUCUGAACGCGGAGAGAGAGGAGAAGAAAUUGAGGAGGCGCAGCGCGGGAUCGGGCAAAAGGUCGCGGAGGCGCGAGAGUGGCGACUUCGGGGUCGUCGAUCAGGUCGACGACAACUCGAAGUGCAGUAAUCAAUUGGAGCACGAAUCCGGCGCGACGCGUGACACCUUGGAAGCGAGAUUGACUGCCACGCAGAGUAUCCUGGAAGGUAUCUCGAAAUCGACGUCCGAGUUGGGAGGUGCUCGCAGGAGCGAGCUGUCCGCUGGAAGCGACCCGUCGGAAUCGGAGAUUUCUGAUCACGUGAACGGUGUUUCCCUGCCGAUCGUGAGACCACCAUCCUCCAAGAAUUCCAGGAGCGCUACCAAAAACGGUACGGACAGUCUGACGCUGCCGCCUAUUUCACCGGACGCUCCCAAAUCGACGAAGAAGAAGGACGAGCUGUCUCUGCCGAUCCUGCCGACGGCGUCCAGCAAUGGCAACCAUUCCGCCAGGAAACAGGAGCAGGACAUCUCAAAGGACGCGGAGGAGGCCUCGACGAUGCACGACAUUACGAGCGAUAUGGAAGACAUAGCGGUUCUUCCUGAGAACGAAAAUGCUAUCGUAGAUGCGAAGCAGGAACCUGGCAAUGACCAGGAUCUAACAUCGGAUAUAAGGUUUAUCGAUGAAGGAAAACGUAUGAGAGAUAUGGACGGGAUUUUCCCGGAAGAUGCACUAGCGAAGCUCGAUGAGAAACGCGGAAGUCUUGAAGAGUUUGAGGAAUUGGAGGAAUUGGAAGAAGGGAAAAGAUCGGAGGAAGUAUUCAGGGGUAGUUUAAACGUUACAUCGGAAGUGGCGAACGUACCACUAAGGCCAGAUCCGGUAGAACCUGAUGCUGGAGACAAAGUCAAACUUCAAGAUGAUAAUACGAAUUCUGCACGAGAGAACACGUUCGAUAGGUUGAAGGAUAAAUUGAUCGAGAUCGAGAUGGCGGAACGAAGUAUUGAGAAAGCGUUGGCUUGCCAACAGGUCGCGACGUGUGACAUUGGCGAAAUGACGAGCCAAGCGGAAAAGUUGGUGACUAACAGGAAGAUAAAUGAAGCAGGAGAGCCGGCUAAUGAGGCGGAAGAGGCUGUGAGUAAGAUACGAAAGUCGACAGAGGCGGGAAAAACACCGAUAAAUAAAGACAACGAAGAAAAGAAACAGAACAACGACGACGGAAAAAGAACGUCGACAGAUGAUGUAGAAGAGAUAAAAGAUGUAACAGAAAUAUCAAAUAAAAUGGAAGACUUAAAUACAGGAGAAAGAUUAAUAAAUAAAGUAGAAAAAACAGAGAGUAAAAUAAAGGGAUCGAUUAGUGAAACAGGAGAUUCAAGAAAUAAAAUAGAAACAUCAGCGAAUGGAAUUAAAAUAUCGACGACCGAAAAUGAAGCAGAGAAAUUAAAGGAUGAAGCAAAAGUGUCGAAGAAUGGAGUAGAAAAGGCGACCGAUCAAACGGAAGUAGUCACAGAAGCUACAGAAAGUACAACAAAAGCGCUAGAUGAAAGAUCGUUGGAUAAAACUGAAAAAUCGACGAACGAAAAAUUAGCAAAUGGCAUAGAAGAAUUAGCAGUCAAGGUUUAUGUUGAGAAUGUGCAAUCUAUAAAUCCAAAAUUACACAUCAAAGAUUCUCAGAUUACGCAAGUAGUUGAAACAGAUGGCGAUAACACGACGACAUCGAAAAAGGAAGCUAAAAAUGCGGCGAAUGGAGUUUCCAAGGGUACAACUUCCGGAAAUACGGUGGUCGAAAGCGAAUGCUCGAUGUCGAAUCUUCCGAAUAAGAGCGAUAAAACGAAAGCGCGGAAGAAACGCGAGAGCGACAAAUUACCAGCGAUAACGCCUCUCUCUUUGGAGGUCCCGUACUCUUACGUCCUCAGCGAAGGUUCUCCCUGCGAGAUUCCCGAUUCCGUGACAACCGUGAUCUUCCCGGACAGGCCGUGUUCUUCUCCCGUUAUCCUGGAGGAUUACCAGCUGAGAUCAGCGAAUCGAAAAGAGGAGUCACUUGCACGGUUCGAUCUGGUUAAAGAGAUUUCCAAAGACGAAAAACAGGAAAAGCAUCAACAUGGGUACGGUAUGGAGAUUUUCGGAGAAUACAUCCGACCGGAUGCCGCCGUUCUACCCGUCGAUACCGAUUUUAUGCGUGGCGUGAAAGGGAUGAACUCAGACCAGGACAUAACGAUCGUCCAUCAAGACUUGGACAGGAUUAAGGAAGAGGGUGAAGAAGAGGAAGAGAAAGAAGAUGGCGAACGAAAAGAGAUAGGGAGUCAUCAAGAGAAGAAAAGUGAUGAAGAGACGGUAAACGAGGACGAAAUGAAGAAGGCCACGCUGGAAGAUAUCGUGGAGCACGAGGAAAUUGAAGAGACUGAUGUAAGGACAACUGGAUUCAAGGAAGCUGAGAAAAUUUCUUCUUCUGGCGUUCUCGAGUACGAACCCUUGCCUGAUACUAAGGAUGCAAUGAUUGAUACUGGUUUGGCAAACGAAGGAAGAGCAAACGUCACGGUAGAAUUCAUAAGCGCGCCGGAGAAUUCGUCGGAAGAGAGCGGAAGUACGCCGGGUACCCACACGACCACGUCGAGCGACGUGAAGGAGAGUACUGCGAGCAACCGAUCGAUCGAGAGUGCGAGCCCGGGCGGACCGACGGUACCAGAACUAAAUCUGGACUCGCUCCAGGAUAAUACGGUGUCGUCUUUUAAGAUGACGGCAAACGGGACAGAGAAGGAGGACAACGGCAGUCCUAGGGAGAGCGAUGCCACAACGUCCUUGGUUGAGCCGUUGACUUCGGAUGAGAGGCUGGCGAAUCGGCCGACCUUGGCCGAGCGCGAAGAAGAAAUUGCCGCUGAAGAGUUGACAGAGAAAGGUUUGCAAUCGGAGGUUCCGGAGGCCGAUCAAUUGUAUCGCGCGGAACACGAGGAGUACGAAUUGUUGGGGCAAGAUCCGUUGACUACGGAAAUCAACUUGAAAGGUGAAGCGAAGUCUCAGGAGAACACUGGUUUGAAGACUUUAUCGGAAGACGCUGUACAAAUCGGUCCGCUUUUGCAGGAGGACAGGGAGACUGAGGAAUUAGGGAGCGAGGAAGAAAUCGCGAGAGAAUUGAUAGAUCUGCUGGAUAAAGAUAUGCAAGUUCGAGCCGAAAAAAUAGAUUCGAAAAAAGAUAGCGGAGAAUCUGAGAAGAGCAAUUUAGAUUUGGACGAUAAAUCUAAUCAGAUGUUGUCAUCUGUGCAUUCGAUGUCAGUUGAACAAGAAACGAGGGAUUCUUUAGAUAAAAUAGAUGAUGUAAUAAAGAUUGAAGCGACGAGUGAAUUAUCGAGUAACGUGGUCAACCAAGAUAAUAAAGAUAAAAAAAGUGCGAUAAUAAAUAAAGAAGCUGGAGAAAUUAAUUUGGAAGUGGCACAGAAAGCACAUGUAGAAAAUUUGCAAGUUGCACCUUUAGCACAAUUUGAACAGGAAUUAUUGGAAGGAAAUAACAAACUCGAGACGGUUGACGAAAAAAUUGCAGUUCAAAGUACAUCUGAUAUUAGUAAUGCAGAUCAUACCAACAUUCAGGAAACACUUGAAUUAAAACAAGCCAAUGUUGAAAAAGUUCCCGAGAGCCAAAGCAACGAUAGCAAAAUUGAAGAACCAAAUAAAAAGCUGCAAGCAGAUGAAGAAGAAUUGCAAGGUCAGAAAAAACGCGAACAAGAAAAAUUAGAAGCACACGAGGAAUGCAAGCAAGAAAAAUCAGAAACACACGAGGAAUGUAAGCAAGAAAGAUUGAACGUUCAAGAAGAGGUGCAAGAGGAAUUAAAAAGUCAAGGUAAAAGUGAUGAAGAAAGUGUAAAGGUGAUGGAGAAAAUCGUAGAUGUGACAGCAGUGCCUCUGGAAAUAACAGAAUCCAGGAAAGACUCGAUGACCGAGUCGAUAAAAUACGAUAACGAGCACGAAGAGACUAAACCAAGUACGAGCAAUGAAUCCACUGACGAUCGGGCAGGAAAAGAUGCAGAAAGUGAGAAGGACGAGAAAACUGAAGAUCUUUCAGGAAGGGUAGAGAGUGUUCACGGGCCAAUUACAAGCGCAAUAUCUGAGCAAUCGACGGAAGAUCGUUCUCGUUUCGGACAUUGGAUCACGGAAACUAAAUCGUCGACCGUGGAAACGGUAAUCGAAGCAUCCGAAUCUAACACGAGUUUGGACGAGAAGAUGAAGAUUGUUGCUGAUGCGCCAGAAAUCAUCGCGAACGAAUCGCUUAUUCGGGAGAAAGACGAUUUUCACUCUGCAGUUGUAAAAAUUCAAGCUUGUAUCCGAGGAUUUUUAACGCGUCGACGUGUACGAAGAAACUUGAAAUCCGAAUUUGUUUCGAACGUUCCAUCAGCGCAGAAGAUAGUUACGAGCGAUCGUCUAGCGGUACCGCAGGAUACUUUGAGUCUGCGAGAAGCCAGACGUCUUCGGCGAGAGGAAGCUUUACGGAAUACGACACUCUCGUUGGAGAACGCCUUCGCGUCAGGUCGGCUUCAACAUACCGGCGAGUUUCACGAUUCUGUGCCGUCGCUUCCUUUCGAUUUGGCGAAUAAUAAGCCCAGCUCAGUCACCUCGAACGAUUCGUUGGAUGAAGAGAUCGAUACAAGUGAAGCUGAUCCACCUGACAUCACCAAAUCUAACGCCGACAAGAGUGAUCCCGUUCGCGACAGCAAACACGGGACGAGUUUCCACAAAGGCAACGCCUUCGUUGAUCCCACCUUUCCGAUCAUGAUGCACUUGCUGACGGGCGCGUCCCGUAAUUGCCACUUCUCGGUCGGCCAAAAUCCCCCUUCCGAUUUUAAUACAAGUACUGGAGGAGCGACGCCCAUGGAGCCGGCCGUGGACAUUCUGAUGCUGGGCUAUCCGAGAGACGACGAGAAUCAAUACUUGAAAUUUAUAACCAGCGUCGAGGAUUUGGGCUCCAACAUGAACUCCUUGACUCUGGACAAUACGAUGAAGAGUACGAAGAACCCCGACGACGCUCAUCCCUCGACAACUUCUGGCGAAGGGAGCCUCAGGGAGCCCUUGGCCCUUCCGGGCGUUUCUCAGGGUGUCGUGAUCGAGGAGGUAACCAGCUUAGACGAGCUCGCCCCAUCGGAGUCAACGAAACCAUCGACCGCGCCGAAGACCUCGCUGGAUACAAAUAGCUCGAUGCCAUCCGAGGAAUGUACCCCCGAGGACGCGAAGAAUGAUUUAGGGAUGUCACCGAGGACCGCGAGUGCGACGGGAGACCGGAAACAAGGAGCUGAGGGACAAGAAUCCAAUCGCGACUCUGAGGGCAUCGACGAGAGCGAUUUGCGUAGCGAGGAUGCGAAUGAGAGAUCUAACGAGACACCUCGCGACAAUCGCGAACACGUGGAAGAAGAGAAGGACGAUAAGACGUGAAUCAUAUUCGUAAUCGUAGAAACGCGUGGGCUGAUGCGAAACAGGGCCAGGAGUUACAAUUUGUAUUGUUCGAUCAAUUGGUUCCUCCGAUUAGGAUCGUCGUUUACGCGCGAGACAAUGAUCGCUAUAAUCUCAUUGCACACUAGGAUAUUUUUACAAGAGGCACUUGCGUUUUGUAUUCUUGUAGGAUCUGGAGUGCCUGAUUUUUAACUCGUUUAGAGACAGACAGGCGGCACGAGAAGGGUAUCUCUCAGGAAUAGUAUUAGUGUACACGGAGAGAAGUGACACGCGUAGAGUUUAGUUAUUAAUUUCCAUCGACGGAAGUGCAACGCGAGUUUCCGCAGUUUCUUUUUUUUACGCGACACGAGGACCGGUUUCUCCCCGCUUUUGACAUGGCGCUUGAAGAUAUAUCUUUGUAUAUGCAGAAAACGGCAAAUAAAUUGCAUAUAUAAGAUAA